Cheilinus undulatus (humphead wrasse) is the source of this 2157-nucleotide messenger RNA. Its product is annotated as hsp70-Hsp90 organizing protein 1-like. The coding region runs from base 174 to 1688 and encodes 504 amino acids. Gene Ontology annotation, molecular function: metal ion binding; protein binding; RNA binding. Lineage: Eukaryota; Metazoa; Chordata; Actinopteri; Labriformes; Labridae. The record is from RefSeq and is a predicted model, not a curated record. The transcript has 16 exons.
UAGCGGUGUUGGCUGGACGCGGAGGAGGACCAACAGAGACACUCAGCCAUGAAGCGGUGGACGGACCGGCGAGGAGUCAGCGCUGAAUGAAGACCGAGAACUUUUCCUCCUGUUCUGUGACAGUUUUAAGGAUUUUUAGAGCUGGGGUCGAUGAUGCUGGACGGUAAAACCUGAUGAAGUUCACCAGAGAUCUGUGCCGGCUGCUGGGUCUAGGAGGAGAUGGGCCAAGUGGGGAGGACAUGGAGGUUCAGGAUAGAGCCUCGAACCAAACAGACAGAAGGAAAGACCAAGCCACCUCACAGGCGAUGCUGAGCAGUGAGGAGGGUUUGGAUGAUGAAGAGAAAACGAGGAGGAGAGCCGAGAGGAGGAGAGCUAAAAGGAAAAGGCAGAAAGAACGCAAGAAACUGGAGCGAGAGGAGAGGAUGGAAGACGCUUCAGAGCAGGAGGAAGAAGCAGCUGGAGCUGUGUCAGAGAGUGACAGUGAAGAGGAACUGAAAGAGGAGAAGGACGAAUGGACAGCCGUACGACCCAGAAACAAACUUAACCCUAAAUUGGCCUCUGCCCUCGCAACCACAGAAAACAAGAGCAACCGGCAGCUGCCCUGCAGGAUGUCAGAGGAGGAGCCAGAGUGGGAUGUCAGCAGUGCCUUUGUGGCCAAAGCUGCCAGCCACAUCAAACUAAAAUCCCUGAAGAACCGAGCGGCACAUUUCUCCAGGGAGAACAAAGAGAACGAGGCCCGGAGCAGCCAGGAGGCCUCAGAAGAGAUGAAGAGGAGGGGAGAAGCUCUCACAGUGCAGGGCAUUGAGAUGUUUGAGCGGGGCCGGUACAGCCAGGCGGUCCACAUGUUUACAGAAGCCAUCUACUGUGACCCCAAAGACCACAGGUUCUAUGGAAAUCGCUCAUACUGUUAUUGGUGUUUAGAGCAGUACUCCUCUGCCCUGGCAGACGCCCAGAGGUCCAUUCAGCUGGCUCCUGAUUGGCCAAAGGGACAUUUCCGUAAGGGUUGUGCCCUGAUGGGGUUAAAGUGUUUCAGCAAAGCAGAGGAGGCCAUGGCACAGGUGUUGAAGCUAGACCAACACUGCAAAGAGGCGUCCAGUAAACUCUUCACCUGCAGGGUCCUGCAGCUCAUGGAGCUGGGUUUUUCAGAACAGCAGAGCAAGCUGCUGCUGGAGAAGUUCACCACAGUCCAGGCCGUCAUUAACUCACCUGAGUCCAGAACACAGAAGCAAACAUCCUGUCAGGACCAGAGCGGGAGCUGUCGCUCUCUAUGGGUGGGAAACGUCACUUUGGAAGUCACAGAGAAGCAACUCAUGGAUCUCUUCAAAACGUUUGGUGAGAUAGAGAGCAUCAGAGUUCUUCAUGAGCGUUUCUGUGCCUUCGUCAACUUCAAGAAUGCAAACGUGGCAGCCAAAGCCCUGCAGAAGCUGCAGGGGGCGGAGCUUGGCAGCUGUAAGCUGGUGAUGAGGUACCCUGACCGUUAUGUCCAGAGGACGCUGCCCCCCAUACAGAGGACCAACGCUGCUGAAACCCAGCGGAGCUCAGUGGUUGCAUGGUCCAGAGGAUGUGCACCCAUAGAUGGAGACGAGUGCUUUUACUGGCGGACCACAGGCUGUUUUUAUGGAGACAAGUGUCGCUUCAAACACAUACCAGAGCAUCAAGGUCGGGACAGGAAACAGUGGCAACCCUAAACUCCUUCCUACAGCUCGUACCUCGGCAGCAAGUCACAGCAAAGGAGGAUUUAUGAGGGAAAACAGGAACAAAAAGGAGAGCAAGAGGAGUGGAGAGAAAGAGGUCUGACAGAGAGAACGGAUAGCUGAACGUGUUGUUGAGACAGAGAGAGAAGGAUGUGGCCUUCAGGUCUACAAAAAGGUGGACCGUGGUCUUCAUCCAUAAGGAAGACCUAAGUGGAGUUAAAAUACUGGAAGCACCCCUGACUUGGAUUAAUGUUGCAUGGAGCUCCGUCUGCUGUAGGAGUCUGUUAUCAAAAGGAUUUUACUCAAACACUGAAUGUUUUUUAACUUUUAUGGAAACUUUUUCAGCACUGCUGUUGAAUCGCCCUAAAGUCCAAAUUAUUUUAUCACGUAAAAAAGAUCCUACUUUUAACUGUGCUCUGUUUGUAUUUUUCAUAAAAUAAUAAAAAGAUAAAACAAACAAAAA